AUGAGCCUGACAGACAUGGUACGCCAAGGCAUUUCGAUGCAGACGGCACAGGGCAAAAUGAGCCAAACCGUCGUCUUCAUUCGCGUCCGCUGGAGGUGGCUCAUCCUCCCCCUAGCCGUCCAUUUCCUGGGAGCCAUUGCCCUCGUCGGAACCAUAAUCGGAAGAUCCAGGGACGUGCCAUUAUGGAAGGGCUCAGCUCUGGCAGUGCUAUAUCACUCUGUUGACAAGGAUGGAGUUUUAGGAACUCAGGUGAAAAACCCAGAGGAGCUGGACAAGGUCAAGAGCAUACAAGUUAUGCUGGAAAAGAAAGAGUAA
Molecule: messenger RNA, 315 nt
Organism: Trichoderma breve
Lineage: Eukaryota; Fungi; Ascomycota; Sordariomycetes; Hypocreales; Hypocreaceae
Exons: 1
Coding region: 1-315 (104 amino acids)
Source: RefSeq, a predicted model, not a curated record